AAAGUGACAAAUAACUGUUUGAAAAUGUUUAUAUAUUACUGCAAUAUUUCAAAACAUUGACCAUUCUUUAAAAGUGAAAACAACCUAAAUUAAGUAAAUGAAAAACUACAUGGAAACCCCAAGUUUUCUAGCAGAAUUUCACUUUUCCAACAUAAAAAGAUUAAGACUACAGCAACUAUGCAUUGGAGCAUUCAAAUCCUCCUUUUUGACUUUUAAAUCAAAUUAUUUCGCUGUAGGGCAAUAUAGUCACAUUGACAAGUCGUACUAAAUCUCAAUUCUCAGCCAGAUAAAAUUGAGAUGGCAUGAUUUAAAACAAUUCAAUAAUACCCAUAAAAAUUUUACUACAUUCCAAAGGUAAAAAAUGUUUAAGAGCAAGAAAGAUAAUUACAUGAGGCAUCUUAUUACAAAAUGUAGUGUAUGCUAUUUUGAUUUCCUACUGAAAACUAAUUCAAAAAUCCCACUGCACUCAGCUAUAGUCACCCCAUGGAACUUUUAUAAACUAAAGGUAGAAUAAAAAUGAUUUACAAAAAAUAACCUUAUACAGAAAAUCAGCAGCUAUUUAUCAAGUGAUGGUGCUUGAAAAGAGCCAGCGAAAGCUUCUAAGCAACAAAGACAGCGCUUUUUGGUCCGUGCCUAUGUAGUGCAGGCACCUCCCAGCCUGCUUUCCACAGCUCUCUCCGUAUUUAAAGGCUGAUGUGGUGUUUAAAUGGAGAGGCGGUGACGUGGGGCUGGAAAGCACCUUCCCAUCCUGGCAGAGUCUAUAUUAGAGAGCGGCAAUGGCUCUAUAUAAACAGGGCAGCCACAGGGAGGAGGAACACAAGGAGCAGGGAGAGAGAAAAGCAAGGGGAAGCCAUGAUGGAUCUGAGAGCACAAAAUGAGAGCGCCUCCAAAUCAGCAUCAGGACUUCGGUUGGUCAGCAGGGGUUUAUUUUUUGGCCGGUGGGGUGCUUAUUUUUGAGUGCAUUUGAUUUGCAUUGGGUUUUUUUUUUCCUUAGUGCCUUAGAACCAGUGAUGAAAGGGGCUGGGAGGGUUUUUUUUUUCUUUUUUUCCGUGUGACUGCUUAUUGUAUACCGAUGUGAAACCGAGACUCAGAAGCCGAGCCUGUCCUCUCUAAAAGAACUGAAGGGAGAAGCAUAGAAAAAGGAGGCGGGAAAGGAAAAGAGAGGCUAUUAAUAUAAAAGCGCUUCCUGAAGAAAACUCGGGCGGAUCAAAAGGGCCUCUUCCCAGAUAUAGAUAUAAAAAUACAUCUCCCCGAGUGAAGGGAAGGAAGAGACGUUCUCUGCCAGACUAGGAAUUAAAAGGAAAUCAACCUUAACUGUCCUUUGGAAGGCAGAUGCUGAAGUUGAAGCUCAAAUACUUUGGCCACAAAUGAGAAGAGAGGGUUCAUUGGAAAAGCCCCUGAUGUUGGGAAAGAUUGAAGGCAAAAGAGAAAAGGAACGGCAGAGGAUGAGAUAGUUACAUAGUGUCAUCCACAGAAUGGUCGUGAGUUUGGGCAGACUCAAGGAAACAGUGGAAGAUUGGGGGGGCCUGAGGGACUCUGGACGGUGGGCAUGUAUUGAAGUGGGCUGUUAUAUACAAAAACGCAUGUUUCGGCUGAAGAAAAACCUUCUUUUAAAAGUAAAAAAAAAAACCCUCUGCUGAUGGUGCGGCUCAACAGAGGCAGGGAGGGUGAGGCCAGGGAUUUUUGCUACUGGUCCUCCAAACCAGCAGCCGUCAUUGCUAUCGGAUCAUGUGAGCCGGUCCGAACCGAAUUUUACCCUUGCUUUAUGAUUUAUGGAGGAUGAUGUAACCAUCAUAAUGAAAUCUGUAUCUUUUUCCAAAUACUGAAAUAUUUAUCCUCAUUAACACAUCUAUGCAAUGGAGACUCACCACACAGAAAAGAAUCAACAUUUCGACGGGCCAUUUUAUCUGAAGAUGUCUAAUGGGACGUUUCACCACUGUUUUGUGCCUGCCAACUUGGAGAAGUUGCUGGGGGAGCUGGAAAACAAGUUUCAGCAUGGCCAGGAGUACAAAAGGCACGAAGAGAGCCGCCUCAACAACGACUUCCUGGGAAUGCAUGCACGGGCCCUCCUCAAGGAGACACUGACCAUCUCGGCCGACCUGUGGGACAAGUACUAGCUGCUUGCGCUCACCGUCCGGAGACACUGCGCCUGCUUCAGCUGCCUCAAGACAGUAUCUCAAGGGCAGAGCGGGAGCAGGUACCUUGCUGGGCUUCGAGCAACCCUUUCUUCCCACCCCCCUCAGUGGCUGGCCACACCAGCAGGACUCUUGCCAGCCAUGCUUCCCCAUGGAUGGACAGACUUUCCUCCAUCGCAUGCUGACUGGGCAUGGCAGGAGCUGGAAGUCAGGUAAGACACAGGUCUUGCAGAUGGCAAGCGGAGCCCCGUGUCGCUCCAUGCAUUUCGCUUCUCCACUGUCCCACCGCUCCUCACCUGCGACUCCCCCUCACUGGCCGAGAUUGACAAGCCAGAUUCAGGGAGCUGAAUGCGCUGCCAUCACCCAGAAGGAAAUAACAUUAGAAAUGGGCUCUCUCGCAGUACCUCCUCUUUCUCUCCUUCUCCUGAGUGGCAGCGGUGCAUCUGGCUCACCGAAUCUGGCCUGCUGAUCUCGGGCAGCAGCGGCUCUGAUGUUCCCCCUUCUUCUGUAUCUAGGUAUUUGGGGGGGGGCUUAUUUUAGCGCAUGCGCUCGAAAGCCCAAUUAGGCUUAUUAUUGGGACAUGUCUUAGUUUCAGGGAAACAUAGUAUCAUAUAACAUCCUGUAUAAGAGUAUGACUUUGCUUUGUCCAGAGAUUUCAUUGCUCCAGAUUAGUCUUUACGGUCUCUUGCUUAUAACUUUUAUUUAAACAAUAGACUAUCCUUGGCCUAUGGUUGAGCAUAUUUUGUUGAAAAAAAUAAAAAUAAACUUGAAAAAAGGACAUAUCUGAAAGAAACUUGUAAGGAUUAAAAAGUGUUUAUAAUUUUGCUUUACAAAGGAAAAUUCAAGAGUAAAAUUAUAUUCAAGAAAAUUAAAUUCAAGAAAACUAUAAAAUGCAUUACCUAAAAAGGACAAUUCACUUUCCAUAUUUCAUAUGAAUGUGGCAGUCUAUACAUUAAGUGAUAUCAUUUGUAUGGGUAAAAGAUAAAUGACCAAAAUAAAGGACAAAAGUGACUUUUUGAAAAAUAAAUAAAACCAAAGGACUGCUCUAUUUUUUAUGAUAAGGUCAUUGUAAUACUGUAUAGCCAUGCUACAAUGUAAGCCCCUACAGAGAUAUGAAAUUAUAUUUGCAGCUGCCAAAAAAAGCCAAAGCAGUCCAAGGCUGCAUUAAUAGAGGGAUAGAAUCAAUAUCACCCGAAGUGUACUAAAUGCCACUCUAUAAUGGCUUGGUAAGACAAUUCUUGGAAUACUGCAUCCAGUUUUGGUCACCACGAUAUAAAAAAGAUGUUGAGACUCUAGUCUAGAAAGAGUACAGAGAAGAGGAACAAAGACAAUUAGGGGACUGGAGGCUAAAACAUAAAGAAUGGUUGCUGGAGUUGGGUAUGUUUAGUUUGAUGAAAAGAAGGAAUAGGGGUAAUACGAUAGCAGUGUUCCAAUAUCUAAGGGGUUGCCAUACAGAAGAGGGAGUCCAUCUAUUCUCCAAAGCACCAGAAGGCAGAGCAAGAAACAAUAGAUGGAAACUAAUCAAGGAGAGAAGCAACCUAGAACUAAGGAGAAAUUUCCUGAUGGAACAAUUAAUCAGUAGAACGAUUUGCCUCCAGAAGUUUUGGAUGCUCCAACCCUAAAAGUUUUUUAGAAGACAUUGGACAACUAUUUGUCUGCAAUGUUAUAGGGGCCAUGAUGGCAAACCCAUGGCACACGUGUCACAGGUGGCAUGCAGAGCCCUGUCUGGGCAUGUGUACCAUCGCCAGCCGCUCUUCUGGGUUCGAUCGCAUGCAUGCACACCAGCCAGCUGGUCUAAAUGUGAUAAAUAACCUUUUUUUAAAAAAUGAUGCAAUUGUUCACAAUUGUUCCAGAAGACUGGACCAAAAAAGGUGACUUUAAAUUACAACAAAAUAGAUUUCAGUUGAUUAUCAAGAAAAAAAGAUGCUAAAGAUGAGAACUGUUCAUUCAUGGAACUAACAACCUUGGAAGAUGGCACAUGAUCUUGUAGUGGAUACUGACGGUGUUGAUUUAAUUAUUUUAAAAAUAAAUGAAAGAAAUGUAGUGGAUUCCUAAAGAGGUUUGGACCAGAUUAUGUGUAAAAUAUUUUCCAAUCUCAACAUUCUAUACUUCUAUGAAACAAAUGAAAACAAAUGGGAAGAAAAAAUGGCAAACUGUACAAUACUGUAUUAAAAGGUUUGUUAUUAUGAAAUGAACAGUAAUAUUUUGAACUUACAGUAUCUACUUUGGACUUUAUAAAGCUUAAAUUAAAGCCUGCAGAUAUUUGUCAUGUCAGUUUUUUAUAUUGUAAAACAAUAUGAAAUCAUAAAGAAAUGCCAAUUUUUAUAUUUACCAGACUAUAUUUUCAAAACCUUGAUCUACAAAUGUGAAAAAAAUAGUAAUUAUAUUAAUGAUUACAAUUAUAGCAGUAGCAUGCAAACAAAAAUAGAAUUAAAAAAUAGAAGGUCAGAAAAUAAAGAAAAAAAUAAUAUAAUAAAAAAUAUAUAUAACAAAAGUUUUCACCUUCAGCACAAGAAGUAUAAAUUAUUUUAUAACUUAGUAUCGUCCCCUAAAAUACAACAAAUUAUCUCUUCUUUCCAUAUCCUAUCUUUAAUCCAUAAACAACUUCAUGAAGUCUCUUCAUUUCAGUUAAGAUCUCAACAAUAAUUCAUUAAGGGUCAUCAGAAAUAUAGGUAUGUAAAAUCUCAUUGGUGAUAUAUUUCUCAUACAGUAGUACAUCAAAUAAACUGAUCAAAUGGUUAAAAAGUUAUUCAUAGACCUUAUAUGAAGCCCAAGGUAGGGGUGGGGGGUUGUUAUUAGGGAAAGUCUAGAGCCGAGGGAGGCCACUGUACCUCAGGUUGCCGGUUGUGAAUCCCUCUUUGUGAAGUGGGGCCAUCGGAAUCAGUUGGGCUUGUUGAUCACGUACCUGGCUCCUUGCUGCGUGACUACAGCCCUACCCGAGUUGUUGGAGGUGCUCGCCGGGGUGGCGGUUGAGACCUCCAGACUUAUAGUCAUGGGGGACUUUAACCUGCCAUCGACGGGCUUGUCAUCGACGACGGCGCGGGAGUUCCAGGCUUCCAUGACGGCCUUGGACCUGAUUCAAGUAAUUGAUGGCCCUACGCACAUAGGGGGAGGCACACUGGAUUUAAUUUAUAUCUCUGGACAGUGGUUAAAUGAUCUGAAACUAGAUAAGUUAGAAGCAGAACGGGUGUCAUGGUCAGAUCAUUUGCUCCUUCGCCUAGAUUUUCAGACCGCUACCCACCACUGCAGGGUGUUGGUUCCAUCCCAGGCACCUGAUGGACCCGGAGAGGUUCCUGAUGGAGCUUGGGCCGUUUCCUGAGGACCUGGCCCACGGCACGGCUGAAGAACUAGUUGCGGCCUGGGAACGGGCCGCGGCUAGAGCUUUGGGCCGUGUCGUGCCUUUGCGGCCUCUGACCCGGCGUAAAUCUCAGCCGGCCCCCUGGUUCUCCGAGGGGCUGAGGGAGAUGAAACGCCAGAGAAGAUGCCUAGAGAAUGUUUGGAGGUCCAGCCGUUCCGAAGCUGACCGAACACUAGUUAGGUCCUAUUCUAGGACCUACCUAGUGGCAAUGAGGGAGGCGAAGCGUUCUUACGCUUCCACCCUCAUUGCGUCAGCAGAUAACUGCCCGGCCGCCCUGUUUCGGGUGACCUGCUCUCUCCUGCAUCAGGAGGUGCGGGAUGACCCAUUGCAGGGACGUGCCGAGGAGUUUAGCGGUUAUCUAUAUGAUAAAAUCGUUCAGCUCCGGGAUGGCUUGGACCGAAAUUGGGAUGAUCCGGAUGAGAGGGCGGAGUCGCGUCUUGUGGAGAUUGUUUGGGUUGAGUUUGACCCUGUGGCUCCCGAGGACGUAGACAGGUUGUUGGGGAGGCUGCAUGCCACGACAUGUUUACUGGACCCGUGCCCUUCCUGGUUGGUGCUGGCCUCUCAGGAAGUGACACGAGGCUGGCUCCAGGGGAUUAUUAACGCUUCUUUGUUGGAAGGGGUUUUCCCUGCCGCCUUGAAGGAGGCGGUGGUGAGACCCCUCAAGAAGCCGUCCCUGGACCCAGCUGUUUUAGGUAAUUACCGUCUGGUCUCCAACCUUCGCUUUAUUGCGAAGGUUGUAGAGAGUGCUGUGGCACGGCAGCUACCCCAAAACCUGGAUGAAGCCGUCUAUCUAGGACACAAAUUCCUUGUGUGUCCAAUCACACUUGGCCAAUAAAAAUUCUAUUCUAUUCUAUUCUAUAGACCCGUUCCAGUCCGGCUUCUGACCCGGAUAUAGCACGGAGAUAGCUUUGGUUGCGUUGGUGGAUGAUCUCUGGAGGGCCAGAGACGGGUUAUUCCUCUGCUCUGGUCCUGUUAGAUCUCUCGGCGGCUUUCGAUACCAUCGACCAUGGUAUCCUGCUGCGCCGGUUGGGGGGGUUGGGAGUGGGAGGCACCGUUUAUUGGUGGUUCUCCUCCUACCUCUCUGACUGGUCGCAGACAGUGUUGACAGGGGGGCAAAGGUCGACCGCGAGGCACCUUACCUGUGGGGUGCCGCAGGGGUCGAUUCUCUCGCCCCUCCUGUUCAACAUCUAUAUGAAGCCGUUGGGUGAGAUCAUCAGUGGCUUCGGGGUGAGAUAUCAGCUGUACGCUGAUGACACUUACCUGUACUUUUCCACCCCGGGCCACCCCAACGAAGCUGUCGAAGUGCUGUCCCGGUGUUUGGAGGCCGUACAGGUCUGGAUGGGGAGGAACAGGUCAAGCUCAAUCCCUCCAAGACGGAGUGGCUGUGGAUGCCGGCACCCCGAUACAGUCAGCUGCAGCUGCAGCUGGCUGUUGGGGGCGAGUUAUUGGCCCCAAGGGAAAGGGUGCGCAACUUGGGUGUUCUCCUGGAUGCACGGCUGUCGUUUGAAGAUCAUUUGACGGCCGUCUCCAGGAGAGCCUUUCACCAGGUUCGCCUGGUUCGCCAGUUGCGCCCCUUCCUUGAUCGGGAUGCCUUAUGCACAGUCACUCAUGCUCUCGUUACCUCUCGCCUGGAUUAUUGCAAUGCUCUCUACAUGGGGCUCCCCUUGAGAUGCACUCGGAGGAUUCAGUUGGUCCAGAACGCAGCUGCGCGGGUGAUAGAGGGAGUUCCACGUAACUCCCAUGUAACACCUCUCCUGCGCAGACUGCACUGGCUACCUGUUGCCUUUCGGGUGCAUUUCAAGGUUCUGGUUACCACCUUUAAAGCGCUCCAUGGCUUGGGGCCUGGGUACUUAUGGGACCGCCUGCUGUUACUUCAUGCCUCCCACCAUCCUGUACGCUCUCACAGAGAGGGACUUCUCAGGGUGCCGUCCACCAAACAAUGUCGGCUGGCGGCCCCCAGGGGAAAGAUCCUUCUCUGUGGGGGCUCCUACUCUUUGGAAUGAACUUCCCCCUGGUUUAUGCCAAAUACCUGACCUUCGGACCUUUUGCCGCGAAUUGAAAACAUAUUUGUUUAUUCGCGCGGGGCUAGCUUAAACUUUUUAAACUGUUUAGUUUUUAAAUUUUAAAUUCUAUUUAUGUUUUAAAUUGGGGUUUUUAGAUUUUAAAUAUUUUAAUUUCUCGGCCAAUUGUGUAAUAAGUUUCUUAAUUUAGUUUUAAAUUGUAUAUUGUGUAUGUUUUUUAGCCUGGCUGUACACCGCCCUGAGUCCUUCGGGAGAAGGGCGGUCUAGAAAUUCAAUAAAUAAUAAUAAUAAUAAUAUUUCCUGUUGUCUUAACGGAUGCCUGAUACCACUGCCUUGCAACCAUCACCAUAAAUUACGCCAAUAUUUUCUUGUCUGAACUGACCACCCACAGUGACAUUGUUUUUGUUAACUAUUCUUAUCUGCUAUUUACUUGCUUUAGAACUGGUAAUAGACCAUGUGUGGGAAACUUGUACCAUGUCAAAUAUUGUUGGAUAUCAUCUCCACCUGCUCCCAUCAGCAUGGGCAAUAUUUGGACGUGAAGAGAGUCAGAGUCUAAUAGCUUCUUAGACUUGUUCCCCAUCCUAUCCCUGGUUAGAUUUUCCCUGGUUCCCCCCCCCCAAUUGUUUUAAUAAAUGAUCAUUGUAAGUCAACAAAACCUUUUGUUGUUGUUUUAUUAACUUUUUGAAAAAAGUAAGUGUCCAUAUUAGACAAUAAAAAUUAGCUGUGUUAGGUUGCAUCCUAAAAGAAAAAGGAGAAAAAGAAUACAGAUUUGAAAUUAUCUGUUUUUUAAUAUUGCACAAGUAUGCUUUACAGCAAUAUGACAAAGAAUUAUUAAAUAAUUCAGAUCAAUAUUUGCAUAUUAUUGAUAAUGGAUAUUGGUCUCAUGAGACAUUGAUGCCAGUAAUGGUAUGCUUAUUCUUUUAAUUUGCAUAAUAAUCGGUGCGGAAUGCAUGUAAAUAGUUGAAAUUCCUUUUAAUCUAACUCCUGAUGAAAAUUUAUAACUAGCUGUGGUCUGCUUUUAUUGAUUUUAGUCUUUUUUAAUUUUCUGACUCUUCAGAUGUUAUCUGGCAGUGUGAGAAAUUAAGUAUCAAUAUUUUUUGUUUGUAUAUUAUAAACACAUUCACAUUGUGUACUUUUAUUGCAGUUUAACUCGUGCUGCUAGAUUUUUUUACCCAGUAUUUGAGUAACGCUAGCAACAUCAAACCACAAGAUGGCAAUAGUUUCUCAAAAAGGAGGAAAUUAAAUAAGUGAAGUUGUAUCUCAAUGUUUCUUCAUUUUGGAAUUAAACCAAAACAACUCACAAGUGUCAAACGUUGUAAAAUUGUGAUGUUCCUGGGCUAACAAUAAAAUCUUAAAAAGGAAAAAUUAUAUGUUUCCAGUAAGAAUUUGUAUAUACGUAGGCGUUUCCUUUUCCUUUUCUUUUUUUGGCUCCAUUCUUGUGCCAAAUUGUUAACUAAAAUAUAAAGAAUUGGACAUUAUAGAAAAUAAAAUCUAUAAUCGUGCAUUUUGUUUUACUUAUGUUUAUUUUAGCAACAGAUUCACCUCCAGCAGAUUCACCUGCAGUGCAUUCAUUUUUUUUCCUUAUUGAUGCCUACCGUGAAAGGAAAUGUACUGUAUAAGGAAAUGAAAUAUUAAUGAAUUUCAAGUUUGUUCUUGUGUUAUAUUGAUCAGGUAUUCCAUAUAUUUGAACAGAGCUGUUCUCCCCACCUUAUAUAAUAAAAUGCUAUCCUUAAUAAUUAGCAGAGGAUGUCCCAUUUAUAAAAAUAAUUGCUAAUUUUAUUUUUAAGCUGCCAUACUCUACUCUGUUAUAUACAGGUUGAUGGAUGCAGAACAAAAUUAGCUGAUUAUAAACAGGCUGGCAGCAGCUCUCCCAGUCUGGCAUAGGAAAUCUCUUGCAAUGGACAAGCAUAUAGUGCCCAGGGAAGUUUUUUAGCCAGCCUGCAAGUUUCUUAUGGGAAAUUUGCUUUGCUUUGGCAUGGGCAAAAGGACAGGUGGACCAGUAACAAAUGCGUGUGGAGAACUUACAUUUGGCAUUGUUGGAUUGCAUCAAAUUUUCCUGGCAUUACUAGUCGGCAUUCUGACAGAAGAACAUAGGAGCAAAGUGAGGAAGAUUCCCAAUCAAAGUUGAAGACUUUUUAAAGUUCCCAAGUUUUUUCUUCCAUGAGAUAUUGAACUUAUUCUGGAUCAGAGGUAUAGGCAAUCUUAACACUUUGCUAAUAGUUUAGUCCAUAAUAUUUAAGUGGUGAGAACUAUAACCUAAAAAUACAGAUUGCCUAAUGAAUGGUAAAGAGGCCAAAAGUUUUGGUCCCAUAGUAUUCUUCCUUUAGGACCUAUGCAAGGCAAGUGAAUAGCAUCAAUGAAGACUGAUAGUAAUUCUUUCAUUUUUCCCCUAUUAACAAGUACUGCAUAUACUGAAAAAUGAUCAAAUCACAUUAUUUUGUGAUUAAAUGACUAACUACAUCAGAUUAUAAAGGUGGAUAUCAAAAAUUAUGACAUUAAGGAAAUGAAAUCAAUGCCUUCAUUCUGUUUUAUGCAGAUUGCUAGAUAAUUUCCAUAGGGAUUCCUUAUGGUAAUGCUUUGCAAAGUAGUCCUGGGACGUGGUUAGAAUUUGAUCCAUCAGGAAAUCCAAAGGCCAAAGACUAGACUGGAAAAUUAAAAGAACAUCCAGAACAAGGCAAAACAUAAGCCACUUAUGUAUGUUGCAAAAUUUACAUCCAUGUAGUCAUCUUUUUA
This is a messenger RNA of Ahaetulla prasina, 10247 nucleotides long. RefSeq lists its product as uncharacterized. The record is from RefSeq and is a predicted model, not a curated record. The transcript is spliced from 4 exons. Lineage: Eukaryota; Metazoa; Chordata; Lepidosauria; Squamata; Colubridae. Bases 5411 to 6328 code for a protein of 305 amino acids.